Messenger RNA from Racocetra fulgida, 1275 nucleotides. The record is from the annotation of a GenBank genome assembly. Lineage: Eukaryota; Fungi; Glomeromycota; Glomeromycetes; Diversisporales; Gigasporaceae.
AUGGCAAAUACUUUAAAUAAAUUAAUUGAAAAAAUUAUUAAUGAAAGAAACGAAGUUAUAAAAUUUGAUUAUGAUUUAUUUAAUAAUUGCGAGGAAUUCAGUAGAAGCCCAUUUGGGACUGUUCGAAAAGCGACCUGGAACAAUAUGACAGUUGUUCUUAAAAGCCUAAAUAUUAAUACUAAUGACAUAGACGGAAUCAAUGCCAAUGACAUUGUAGUUAAUGAAACAUUUAUUGAUGCAUUUGUUAACGAGACGGUUAAUGAAGAUAUCCAACCAUCUAAUAGCUUAAGGCCAAAACGUCAAAGGAAUCUGUCAUUUUUGAAAAAAAUAUUUUCUUCAUCAGACAACAUUAUUAAAGAUGCUCAAACUCAUAAAGAUGAUCUUACUGCCGGAUCUUCCCAAUCAGUUUUGAAAAAAAUGUUUUCUUCAGACAAUUUUACUAAAGAUACACAAACCCAUAAAGUUGGUGUUACUGUCGAAUUUUCCCAAUCAGAUGAAAAAUUUUCAACUAUUAUCAAUGCUGAGCAUGUAAAAGAAAUUCUUUCUUGGAUUAAUCCUUCAUCUCAUGAUGAUUAUGAGCUAAAAUUAAUUCUUAGGGGUAGCGAUCGCAAAGAUGGAUUUAAAAAGAGCACUUUUUACAACAAAUGUAAGGACAAAGAUAACACAGUGAUAGUCUUGAAAGUCGAAAAGACAGGAGAGAUUCUUGGAGGAUACAACCCCUUAAAAUGGGAAAGAAUUAUAGGGAGAAAAUAUAAAGAAACUGAUGCUAGUUUUAUUUUUUCUUUAAAAAUAAAUGAACAAUCCAGUUCUAAACUUAGUAGAGUUAAAAAUAAAGACGUUGCAAUUUGCUGUAUGGAAGACUUUAGACCGUCUUUCGGCUACUUAGAUUUAUAUAUGUCUAACAAAAAUGAAAAGGUUUGGGGAUGUUCAAAAGCAAAUUACGAAAAAGAAAUCAAAAUAGGAGGCGAAUUUCUAAUUGAAGAUUAUGAAGUGUUUCAAUAUUCUCGGAUCCAUCAACCCAAUAGCAAUGGUGAUACGUCAAAAAACGAAGCCAUUAAUGAAGACCCAAUGAUAGAUGAAGACAAUAAUGACAACAAAGCGCUAGGAGAAGACAUUCCGCCGCUGAUUAGGAAGGGAAUCAUUUCUGAAUUUUCAGGAUUAUUAGGGUUUAAUAUAAAUAAUAUAAUUGGGGCUGGUCCGUAUUUUAAAUUUUAUUGCACUAACUUUUGCGAUGAAGCUCAUUCUUACUUUCAUCUAUAUAAGGGAUUUUUGUGA